Elaeis guineensis (African oil palm) is the source of this 2552-nucleotide messenger RNA. NCBI's taxonomy places the organism in Eukaryota, Viridiplantae, Streptophyta, Magnoliopsida, Arecales, Arecaceae. The record is from RefSeq and is a predicted model, not a curated record.
AAUUCCCCAUCUCCACCAAACAGUCCUAUUUCACCAGAAAAAGAUGCGUCGGGUUUCAUAAGGGGAGGAAAGAAGAAGAAGCAAAACAAGGUCGUAAACUUAGUUGUUGUUGAUCGAGAGAUAGUUAGGAAGAGGAGAUCAUGGUUGCACCUCAAAGCACCAAGCUUCAACAGACUCUGCAGGAGGUGGUGCAAAGCGUUCAGUGGACUUACAGCCUCUUCUGGCAGCUAUGCCCUCAGCAAGGGAUUUUGGUGUGGGGGGAGGGGUAUUACAAUGGGGCGAUAAAGACGAGGAAGACGGUGCAGCCGAUGGAGGUGAGCACGGAGGAGGCAUCGCUUCAGAGGAGCCAGCAGUUGCGGGAGCUCUACGAGUCGCUGUCGGCUGGGGAGGCCAACCAGCCGGCACGCCGGCCGUGUGCUGCUCUCUCACCGGAGGAUCUUACCGAGUCCGAGUGGUUCUACCUCAUGUGCGUCUCCUUCUCCUUCCCACCUGGCGUUGGCUUACCAGGAAAGGCAUUUGCCAAGCGAAGACAUGUCUGGCUCACACGAGCAAAUGAGGCUGACAGCAAAAUCUUCUCUAGAGCCAUCCUUGCAAAGCAGAGUGCUCGCAUUCAGACAGUGGUGUGCAUUCCACUCAUGGAUGGUGUCCUUGAACUUGGCACCACAGAAAAGGUUGAAGAAGAUAUCGGGUUAAUCCAGCAUGCAAAGAGUUUCUUUAUGGACCAUCAAGACAUACAUCCCAAGCCCGCCCUUUCAGAGUACUCAACCUCUAACCCCACUGCAUGUACUGAGCAGCAACUUUUACAGACUCAAGCAAUUCAACAAAUGAGUGUCGAUCCACAUGGUUCCAAUCAAGAAGAAGAAGAAGAUGAUGAUGAUGAUGCUGAUGAUGAUGAAGAUAUUGAUCAUAAUGAUGUUGAUGAUGAUGGUGAUGAAGUCGAGGUUGGUUCAGGUUCAGAGGCUGAGACUGGGAGAUAUAAUGCUGGGAUUUCAACCCAACUAAUCCCACCCAGCUUGGCAGCAGAUGAGAAAGCAAUUCCUGCAACUGAGCCGAGUGAGUUGAUGCAGCUUGAGAUGUCAGAAGGCAUCAGAUUGGGCUCUCCUGAUGAGUGCUCCAACGACUUAGACACAGAACUACAAGUGCUCGCAGUGUGUCACAACAGUGAACAAUCUAACCAGCAACGACGUGAUGACUCGUACCAAGCUUGGAAUUUUCUACAUGAUGAUCCCUGUGAUGGGUUCCCACUAUCAUCAGCAACUCAAAUCCAAGAAUUGUCUCCAGAGGACGCCCACUAUUCUGAGACAGUGUCUACUAUCCUACAGAACAACUUGAGCCGAUGGGUGGAGUCAAACUCUGUGGGUUACCUUCCUCAUUCUCAACAAUCAUCAUUCUCUAAAUGGAACUCCAGAAGAGAUCAUCACCUUAAUGUGAUAUCUGAAGGAACUUCUCAGUGGCUGCUUAAAAAUAUCUUAUUCAAUAUUCCUAAUCUUCAUUGCAAGUACAAAGAUGAAAACUCACCUAAGUCAAGAGAUGGAGAAGGGGGCAUCAGGAAAGGUAUGCCUCAGGAAGAAUUAAGUGCCAACCAUGUUCUUGCAGAGCGUCGGAGAAGAGAGAAGCUCAAUGAGAAGUUCAUCAUCCUACGUUCAUUGGUCCCAUUUGUGACCAAGAUGGAUAAGGCUUCAAUCUUAGGUGAUACAAUUGAGUAUGUGAAGCAACUCAGGAGGCACAUACAAGAUCUUGAAUCAAGAAACAGCCUGAUGGAAAGUGAGCAGUGGUUGAAAGCGACACAAAUCCACAAGCCAGGCAAUUUAGAAGGCCAAAGUGUCAAAAAAAGCAGCAGCUCCCCCCAAAGCAAUACAGUGAAUCACAUCUUCAGCAGCCAAAACAGGGUUGCGUCUUCGGAUAAGAGGAAGAUAAGAGUGCUAGAAGGGGGAAAGGGGACAGGAAAGCACUCCAAAGCUGUGGAAGCUCCAAGUACCAAUGUGCAGGUCUCCAUAAUCGAAAGUGAUGCGCUCCUGGAGUUGCAGUGCCCUUACAGAGAUGGACUACUGCUUAAAAUCAUGCAGACACUUCAUGAGCUCCGGCUAGAGAUUACUUCGAUACGGUCAUCAUCGGCUAAUGGUACAUUUAUAGCAGAAAUGCGAGCUGUGGUGAAAGAGAUCCGUGGCAAGAGAGCCGGUAUUGUCGAAGUAAAAAAGGCAAUUCACCGCAUAUUCUCGCAAUAUUAAUUUCUAAUAGUAACACUUAAAAGAUGGCACAAAUAAUCUGGUAGAAAAUGAAGUUCAUUUAUCUAUGAUCUAUGUGUAAUGUCAAUGACUACUGUUGAUACAGAGUUCUUAUGGCAGGCUAAGGAUAUAUGUAUUCCACCACAACAAGAGUAAAUAUGUGAUCAGGUCAAUGUUAACAGUUUUCAUGACUUCGUUUGACCUUUAAGAUUGUUUGGCAAAGGAAGCCCAAAGUUAUAGGAAAUGACAUAACUGUAGCUCUCCCUGAAAUCUGUUGAUCUCCUGACAAUGUACUGCAAGGCUUGAAAUCAUUCGAUGUUAGUCCCA